Paramecium octaurelia is the source of this 742-nucleotide messenger RNA. NCBI's taxonomy places the organism in Eukaryota, Ciliophora, Oligohymenophorea, Peniculida, Parameciidae. The record is from the annotation of a GenBank genome assembly.
AUGUAUAUAAUCAACUAAAUUGACCAAAACUUUUUCUCAUGUCUAACACAAUCAAUUACAUAAUUUUAUAUAAUGAUAUUAAUAAAUUUUCAUAAAUUUAGUUGAUAUCUAUAAUUGUGAAACUGUAUCUACUAUUUAUACUUUGACUUUUGAGUCAUCAUAAUAUCUAUCCUGGAAAACAUCAAAAUCUUAACCAAGAACUACUUCAUCUUAUAAGCUAUUAGAACCAAAAGUAUAAGUAAUUUAUGCUCUUUACUUUUCUAGUUUCUUAUUAUUAUUAAAGCUACUUCUGAAUAUACAGUUAAACUCUAUCAAAAUUUAUAAGCAUAUUUUAAAUGUAAAUACUAUUAUAUCAAAGUGAAAAUGCUCAAUGUUAAUUUAAUAUCAUUUAAUACCUUGGAAGAGUGUUAAUUAAAAGAAUUUAGAGCAUUUACAAAGGAAGUUAUAUCAGAUUAUGUUAGACUAUUAUAACAUUCUGGUUUUCAAAUGACUGAAGAUCUAGAAAUCCAGAGAGCUGAUCAUAAACAUGUGCACACAAUAAGGUAUUUGAAAUAUAUUAUGAAGACCAUGCUUUAUUCCAGAUACAUCUGAAGUGAAUCAAAUUAUUUGUGAAUUUCAUUUAAAAUUGGGAAUAUAUCAUCAGAAAUUAAUAAUAAUUAGUUCAAAUACUAUAUAUCCUGGAAAUUAGAGGUUUCAAAACCUUCGAGUCAACAUUCAAUUUAUUAAAAAGGAUUUGAAAUGA